Messenger RNA from Clarias gariepinus (North African catfish), 680 nucleotides. Its product is annotated as cystatin-like. NCBI's taxonomy places the organism in Eukaryota, Metazoa, Chordata, Actinopteri, Siluriformes, Clariidae. The transcript has 3 exons. The record is from RefSeq and is a predicted model, not a curated record. Gene Ontology annotation, molecular function: cysteine-type endopeptidase inhibitor activity. Bases 176 to 562 code for a protein of 128 amino acids.
AGAUGUAGACUUUGUUUAGCCAAACAUUAGCUAUAACACUUAAAUACAUAUUUUGUCUAUUUGUCACUUUCGCCCCGCCUACUGACAGACAGCCAGAUUUAUCCUACAAAUAUUCGCAGUUCAUCCGAGAGAGUCGCAUUUUCAUAUCACACAGUAACCUUUAGCUAAGAGAAUCAUGUUAGUUAAGGUUGUAGUCCCAGUCUUGGUGCUCGUGUUUGCGGUGACCAGCCAAAUAAUUGUCGGAGGCCUAGAGGAUGCAGACAUAAACGACCCGGACAUCAAGCAGGCCCUGCAGUUUGCAGUCGCUGAGUAUAACGUGAAAUCAAACAGCAUUUACACCAGUAAAGUCAUUAGGGUGAUCAGCGCACAGAAACAGAUUGUUUCUGGUAUAAAGUACAUCAUCACCGUUAAGAUGGCCACGACUUCCUGUAAAAAGACUCUUGCCAAAAAGAAAUGUCCUGUCCAUUCGAAAUCAGCGAUCGCAAAACCUCGUACAUGCGAAUUUGCAGUGUGGAGUCAGCCUUGGCUCAACCGCAUGGAGCUGGUUGAAAAUACCUGCUAAGAGAGAUCAGUACCAUCAAAACUGAUAAACACUUCAAAAGUAAAUUUAGUAACCUGCCUCUGCUAUCAAAUACUGUAAUUUGGCAUAUUCAUUUCAAUAAAAUGAUUUUAUGAAUGCA